Messenger RNA from Rhinichthys klamathensis goyatoka, 1643 nucleotides. RefSeq names its product WD repeat domain 35 (gene wdr35). The transcript is spliced from 13 exons. Gene Ontology annotation, biological process: protein localization to cilium; intraciliary retrograde transport; non-motile cilium assembly. Gene Ontology annotation, cellular component: non-motile cilium; intraciliary transport particle A. Gene Ontology annotation, molecular function: protein binding. Lineage: Eukaryota; Metazoa; Chordata; Actinopteri; Cypriniformes; Leuciscidae. The record is from RefSeq and is a predicted model, not a curated record. Bases 204 to 1643 code for a protein of 479 amino acids.
AGCAAACCGUUUUUCAGCAGCGUACACGCAUGAUAAAUACACAGAAAAUUCAAAUGCUUUUAAUAACGGACUUAUUAUAAAGUUCCUUUAAAUAAAUACAGCGCUGAAAUCACCCACAGUCAUCGGGACCAAAAACCUAACAUAGCAUCCAAAAAACGCUCCAUAAACGCUGUGGCAGGCUAGCAGGCUAAGCUAAAGCAAAGAUGUUUAUUUAUCUCAGUAAGAAGAUUGCGAUUCCGAACAAUACGGUGUUAAAGUGUGUGUCUUGGAACAAAGAUCAGGGUUUCAUCGCCUGUGGAGGAGAGGAUGGCAUGUUAAAAGUGCUCAAACUUGAGACUUACACAGAUGAUGCCAAAAUGAAAGGCUUGGCGGCUCCCAGCAACCUCUCUAUGAAUCAGACACUGGAGGGCCACAGUGGUGCAGUGCAGGUUGUGACGUGGAAUGAACAGUAUCAGAAACUGACCACCAGUGACCAGAACGGCCUCAUCAUUGUCUGGAUGCUUUAUAAAGGUUCAUGGUAUGAAGAAAUGAUUAAUAACAGGAAUAAAUCUGUGGUGAGGAGCAUGAGCUGGAACGCUGAUGGUUUGAAGAUCUGCAUUGUGUAUGAGGACGGAGCUGUGAUCGUGGGCUCGGUGGAUGGGAACAGGAUCUGGGGUAAAGAACUGAAGGGGACCCAGUUGGCACAUGUGGCCUGGUCUCCAGACAGUAAGAUCUUGCUGUUUGGGAUGGCCAAUGGAGAGAUCCACAUUUAUGACAACCAGGGAAACUUCAUUAUGAAGAUGACCAUGAGUAGUUUGGCGAAUGUAACGGGUGCCCUCAGUAUAGCAGGUAUCCACUGGUACACGGGCACAGAGGGGUAUCUGGAGCCAGACUGCCCCUGCCUGGCUGUUUGCUUUACUAACGGGCACUGCCAAGUGUUGCGGCAUGAGAGUGAUGACAGUCCUGUGAUCAUUGAGACGGGUAUGUGGCAUGUGGCCAGUAUCCAGUGGAAUCAGUGUGGCAGUGUUCUAGCUAUAGCAGGAUCACUAAGAAACAGCGGAGCAGAGAAAGACUUAAAUGUUGUUCAGUUUUACGCACCAUUUGGAGAGCACUUGCGGACUCUGAAGGUUCCGGGCAAGCAGAUGACUGCUGUAUCAUGGGAAGGUGGAGGACUCCGAAUUGGCCUGGCUGUAGAUUCCUACAUUUACUUUGCCAACAUUCGGCCAGAUUACAAAUGGGGUUACUGCUGUAACACGGUGGUGUAUGCAUACACACGGCCUGAUAGGCUGGAGUACAGUGUGGUGUUCUGGGACACUAAGAAUAAUGAGAAGUUUGUAAAAUAUGUCAAGAGUCUCAUGUCCAUCACCACCUGUGGAGAUUAUUGCAUCUUGGCAACCAAAGCGGAUGACACACAUCCACAGGAGGACACUGAGGCUGAGGCUGGAUCAGCUAUGUAUGUUCUGGUGUUGUGUAACUCCAUUGGAACCCCACAGGACUCCAAAUAUAUUGACGUCGACCCUCUGUACGUCACCAUGACGAAGACUCACGUGAUCACUGCAUCUAAGGAGGUGUUUUACGUUUGGCAGUAUCGUGUGGCUAAGAAACUCACUGCUCUUGAGAUCAACCAGGUUACCAAAACAAGAAAGGAAGGUCGGGAGAGGUGA